Messenger RNA from Colletotrichum abscissum, 1215 nucleotides. RefSeq lists its product as uncharacterized. NCBI's taxonomy places the organism in Eukaryota, Fungi, Ascomycota, Sordariomycetes, Glomerellales, Glomerellaceae. The transcript has a single exon. Bases 1 to 1215 code for a protein of 404 amino acids. Gene Ontology annotation, molecular function: protein binding. Gene Ontology annotation, cellular component: cytoplasm; nucleus. The record is from RefSeq and is a predicted model, not a curated record.
AUGAACGCUCGAACACAGCCUUUGACACCUACGAGCUCCUAUUCGGGCGAAACGCUCGUUGGCGAUGAGUCUCCGCCAUCUCCAUGGUCUCCCAGAUACAGUGUCGCCUCAACACUGGUGGAUGAACCCGGGCAUGGUCCCGACGUGGGGUCGGCAGACCCGGCGACGAGCUUACUGGCCGUCCGUGCGUGGCUUAGGUCGUCUUCAGCUGGCCAUUCACCGUCCGAAGCUCUCCGCCCCGAUGACUCCGGCGUCCACACGGACACGGCAGACGCCAGUCCGAGUAGCCCUGGGGCGGAAGAAGAGCAGCGGGAAAACCCAUUGACGCCGGCGAGCUCAACAUCAGACAGUACCUUGGUCGGCUCUCCCACCGACUCGUGGUCCUCCGGCCAAGCGACGAUUCACUCGUCAGCCGAGGACGACUUGAUUGAAUCCGUCAGAAGCCACCGCCUGGAGCAAGUCGAAGUUCUCUGUCAUGCUGGUGUUUCACUGUCUGCUGCCAAUUCCGAGGUCCUCUGCGACGCUUGUCUCCACGGCACGCAGAUGAUCGGCACGCUAGCUUACAAUCCCGCCCACAACUUCGCAGGCAGAGUUGCCAAUGCGUACCGUGACUAUAUCUUCCAUGCAGUGCUCAGAACGCCAGCUCGUGACUUUUACCAGGACAAUACCGCCUACCAGCAGCCCGGGCGCGUACGGAAGAUGGACGUAGUCUGCGACCUACUCACCCGAGGAGUGGAUCUCAGCUUGCGCGACAGGAUUGGAGACACAAUUCUACACACCGUGUGUGGCGAUCUUGGCCCGCCCGACCUAGACAACGAGACUGAAGGGUACCCGUUCCUCAAACUCUUUCUUGGGCGUGGUGACGAUGGCCACGGAGAAGGCGUCAGAGGCGCGUGCAUGUCUCUGAUCAACGCACAGAACAGCGGGUGGAUCAACGAGGAAGGCCAACAACAGACAUUCUGGCAUACGCCUCUGGGUGUCGCGAUUCUGUAUAACAACCUCGCGUGCGCCAGACUGUUAUUGGAGAACGGGGCUGAUCCGAACAUACCUGGAGAGUGGGGCGAGCCGCCCGUUUACUUUGCUGUGCGCAACGACAGCCUCGCGGCCGUGAAUUUGCUCCUCGACGCUGGUGCCGAAGUCACCGUUAAGACGCACUCGCAGAUCCGCUCCAACCAGGUCCAGGCUGCACUUCGGUCUCGAGGUAGGGCUGGGUAA